AUUACAAAUGGGUAAUUGGGAUUGCCGAGCCCAGCCCAGCCCCUCUCAAGUUUGCACUUUGCACGCCAUAUCCAAUCUCCUCCACGGCUACCCUGCAAAAGGAGACCACCACGACUCAGCCGUCUGGGAUUCCCGAGCUCCACCGUCUCCUCAACUUCGAGUUCGACGUUGCACCCAAACCAAUGAAGAAGAAUCGGUAGGAAGUGGUCAUCGAAAAACCCAAUUUCUAGAAGUCUCCAACUGAUGCUCUUCAUCUUGCUAUGAUACAAUCAACUUUCAUCCGCCCAAAAAUCUUAGCCAAAGCGAUGUCAAUAUGUUACUAAUUACAAAAGGAAAACUGGAAACUGUGUUAAUGUCUUUGAAGCAUUGGGUUACUUUGCAGAAUGUGCAGCUUAGGAGCAAUAUUGACCAAGUAUUCUCUGUGCUCUGCUCUUAGUUCUUGUGCUAAAACACAUAAUCUGUUUUUGGGUUUGCAAAUUCAUGCUCAAAUCGUCAAAAUCGGAUUUGAAGAGAACUUAUUUUUGAACAGUUCACUGGUUGAUUUAUACUCCAAAUGUAAUGCCAUUGUGAAUGCCAAAAGGGUCUUCUCUCAGAUGAAGACUCAUGACCAUGUAUCUUGGACUUCUAUAAUAUCAGGGCUUUCUCAAAAUGGUUGUGGUAGUGAAGCCAUCCUGAUGUUCAAGAAUAUGUUGGUAACUCAGGUUAGACCCAACUGUUUUACUUAUGCCACUGUUAUUAGUUCAUGCCCAACUUUGAAGAAUGAACUUCAGAUUCAUCUUGCAACUUUGCUUCAUGCCCAUGUUAUCAAAUUUGGUUUUACUUUUAGCAGUUUUGUAAUUAGCUCUACUAUUGAUUGUUACUCUAAACUAGGAAGAAUACGAGAAGCAGCUCUGCUCUUUUCUGAGUCCAGUGUGAAGGAUAAUAUCAUAUUUAAUUCUAUGAUAUCAGGGUAUUCUCAAAACUUGUAUGGGGAAGAAGCGUUAAAACUGUUUGUAGAAAUGAGAGCUAGUAAUUUGAGCCCAACUGAUCAUACAUUAACUAGUGUUUUAAAUGCUUGUGGGUGUCUAACAGUACUUGAACAAGGAAGGCAAGUUCACUCUCUUGUUACAAAAAUGGGAUCAGAAAAUAAUGUGUUUGUAGUCUGUUCUUUACUUGAUAUGUACUCAAAGUGUGGCAGCAUCGAUGAGGCAUUUUCAAUAUUCAAUCAGACAGUACAAAAGAACAGUGUGCUGUCUACAUCGAUGAUUACGGCUUUUGCUCAAUGUGGUAGAGGUUUAGAAGCAUUAAAGCUCUUUGAGAGUUUGUUGACUGAAGAUAGUUUUGUGCCUGAUCAUAUCUGUUUUACCGCAGUUCUAACAGCUUGCAAUCAUGCAGGAUUACUAGAUGAGGCAGUUGAAUAUUUCAAUAAAAUGAGGCGUGAAUACCAUUUAGAUCCUCAAAUUGAUCAUUAUGCUUGUUUGAUUGAUCUCUAUGCCAGAAAUGGGAAUGUAGAAAAGGCCAAGCAAAUGAUGGAGCAAAUGCCUUACGAAUCUAAUUACGUAGUUUUGUGUUCCCUCUUGGGUGCUUGUAAAGUUCAUGCAGAGGUCGAGCUUGGGAGGGAGGUGGCACAUCGACUCAUUGAGAUGGAUCCAAGUAAUGCUGCACCAUAUUUGACGCUUGCCCAUAUCUCUGCGAAAGCUGGUUUAUGGACACAGGUGGGUGAGAUUAGAAAAGAGAUGCAACAAAAAAGGGUAAGGAAAAGUGCAGGGUGGAGUUGGAUUGAGAUAGAUAAGAAAACUCAUGUAUUCUCAGUUGGUGAUGCUGCUCAUCCGAAAUCAUGUGAGAUUUAUUCAAAACUUGAUCAACUGAAUUUGGAUAUGAAAGCAGCUGAACAAUCAUCAAAAGCACUUGAGUAUGACGUUGAGUGUUAAUGUCAGUGAUGGAAUAGAGUUAUUGUUUGAAGUUCUAAUAGCAGACUAGUUGGAAAUGAGAAUCCAGGGGAUUCACCUUUGCAGUGAAUUCUUGGAUGAGCAAUACUCAUAUUUGUUUAGGAUGGUUGGAUUAGAAAAAAUGGCGGAGACUACCAGGGUGUGGCAAUCGAUUGCAACCCAUAGGUCUGUUUAUGACAAUAAAACACCAAAGUUAAGAUUAAUCAAAUUGGAAGAUGGGAUCGUUGGCAUUUUUGUUCCAGUAGGGUUACUGUGUUCCAAUUGCAGGAAGGAAAAGAAAAUGCCACUAGAAAUCAAAGUAAGCAAUCAUGAAUUAAUAGAGAGAAUUGGGUAGAUGAAGAUAGUGAAGAACAUGGAAUUGCAAAAGAGAAGCCUGAAAGGGGAAAAAUGAACUAUUCGGCCAUGUUGAUGAAGACCUUGGUUCAAGUAGCAAGAGCGAGAGCGAGGUUAAGAAUUGAGAAACAACAUAGAAGUGAAAGCUGAUAAUUGAGAUGAAGAGAGUGAGUAUCUAGGCCAACACGCUUGAUUCAAUUGGUCAUUUAUAUAAUUUCAUGGAUUGAUGAUGAUGUGAAAAAAAAUCAAAAGAACUUAGAUUUUCAAAAAGGCAGAUCAAAUUUCAUUUGGACAUCUCGAAAAUAGAUAGAUUGGUAUAAAGAUGUAGUCAAAACUCAGGAACCACUCCCAUGGACACUUGUGCUUUCCUUUUUCAAGUUGUGUUUGAAUUAUGUCUUUGUAGUUCUUUUGAUAUUAUAAAUGAAGGCAAAAUACUGAAGUCCUUUAGCAUUUAGUAAUUAUUUGAUUUUUGUAAUAAAUCUUAUAACCACU
This is a messenger RNA of Cucumis sativus (cucumber), 2753 nucleotides long. Its product is annotated as pentatricopeptide repeat-containing protein At2g13600. Gene Ontology annotation, molecular function: protein binding; RNA binding. The transcript has a single exon. Gene Ontology annotation, biological process: RNA modification. The record is from RefSeq and is a predicted model, not a curated record. Bases 384 to 1910 code for a protein of 508 amino acids. NCBI's taxonomy places the organism in Eukaryota, Viridiplantae, Streptophyta, Magnoliopsida, Cucurbitales, Cucurbitaceae.